Molecule: messenger RNA, 2423 nt
Organism: Anopheles gambiae (African malaria mosquito)
Lineage: Eukaryota; Metazoa; Arthropoda; Insecta; Diptera; Culicidae
Gene: LysRS
Product: lysine--tRNA ligase
Exons: 3
Coding region: 395-2290 (631 amino acids)
Biological process (GO): lysyl-tRNA aminoacylation
Cellular component (GO): cytoplasm; aminoacyl-tRNA synthetase multienzyme complex; mitochondrion
Molecular function (GO): ATP binding; tRNA binding; lysine-tRNA ligase activity
Source: RefSeq, a predicted model, not a curated record
ACUCUAUCUCAAUCCGCGCCCGGCUGCAUUGUUGCUCCUUCUUUAUCACUCCCCUUGGUUGCCGCGCCUACCUAGCUGGUGCACAACGCCGCAUCCACCUGGUGUGUGCGUCAAAAAUAAACGAAAUACCAACACACGCACACAUACACGUGUACGUCAGUUCGUCCGGCAUGGUCGCAUGGUGAAUCUACGUUAGUGCUUUCUGGGAACGAGCAAGAGCAAAAAAAAGGGAAGGCUGCCACAUAUAUAAAUAUCGGCAUCCGGCGGAAAGCAGAAAGCAAGGCAACCGAAACGCCGUGGCGCGCGGCACCCUCUCCCCCCCACCGGUCACCGGUCGUGCGGACGUGUAGGCCUCGUGUGCGUGUGUGUGUGUUUGCGAAAAGUGUGCGAAAAGAUGCUGCUGGCGACGGUGCGGCAGCUGGUACGGCGAGCCGGUGUGACGGCGUGGACGGUGCACCAGGGCGGCCGGUUGGCGGCGGCCCCACCACUGCCGGCAUUACUGCCGUCCACCGUGCAGACGCCGCUCGGCACCACCGAGACGGUGCGAUGGAAAUCGAAGCGACAGAAAAUUGAGCUGAAGCGCCGGCUCAAAGCCGAAGCGAAGGAAAAGGAAAAGCAGGAAAAGAGCGCGGCCGCGGCCCAGGCCACCGAUGGCGGGCAGGUGGACAAGAAGCAGCCGGCGAAGGAGAACCUGGACGAGAUUUCGCCGAACGAGUACUUCAAGCUGCGCAGUGCGGCCGUCGCCGAGCUGAGGAAGAGCCCGGACACGCACCCGUACCCGCACAAGUUCAGCGUGACCGUCUCGCUCGGCGAGUUCAUCGAGCGGUACAGCGGGCUGCAGGACGGCGAAACGCUCGACGAUGUGACGGUGAGCGUGGCGGGCCGGGUGCACGCGAUCCGCGAGUCCGGCGUCAAGCUGAUCUUCUUCGACCUGCGCGGCGAGGGCCUGAAGCUGCAGGUGAUGGCGAACGCGAAGGCGUACGAGAGCGAGCAGCUGUUCUUCGAGGAGACGGCCCGGUUGCGGCGCGGCGACAUCAUCGGCGUGACCGGCGUGCCGGGCAAGACGAAGAAGGGCGAGCUGUCGGCGAUGGCGCGCCGUAUCAAGCUGCUGUCGCCGUGCCUGCACAUGCUGCCCCACCUGCACUACGGGCUGAAGGACAAGGAGACGCGGUUCCGGCAGCGCUACCUCGACCUGAUACUGAACAACAACGUGCGCAACAUCUUCGUGACGCGCGCGCUCAUCAUCAGCUACGUGCGCCGGUUCUUCGACAACCUCGGCUUCCUCGAGGUGGAGACGCCGAUGAUGAACAUGAUACCGGGCGGCGCGACGGCCAAGCCGUUCAUCACGCACCACAACGACCUGAACAUGGAUCUGUUUCUGCGCAUCGCGCCCGAGCUGUACCUGAAGAUGCUGACGGUCGGCGGGCUCGACCGGGUGUACGAGAUCGGGCGCCAGUUCCGCAACGAGGGCAUCGACCUGACGCACAAUCCCGAGUUUACCACGUGCGAGUUCUACAUGGCGUACGCGGACUACAACGACAUCAUCGACAUCACGCAGCAGCUGCUCUCGGGCAUGGUGCACACGAUCCACGGCUCGUACAAGGUCAAGUACCAUCCGGACGGGCCGGAGGGUGACGAGUACGAGAUCGACUUUACGCCCCCGUUCCGGCGCAUCUCGAUGAUCAGCUCGCUGGAGGAGGCGCUGAAGGUAACGUUCCCGGCGGCGGACCAGCUGCACACGCCCGAGGCGGUCCAGUUUCUGGACGCGCUGUGCGUGAAGCACGAGGUCGAAUGCAAGCCGCCGCGCACCGCCGCCCGCCUGCUCGACAAGCUGGUGGGCGAGUUCCUGGAGGAGACGUGCAUCAACCCGACGUUCAUCUGCGACCAUCCGCAGAUCAUGAGCCCGCUCGCGAAGUACCAUCGCAGCGCGACCGGCCUGACCGAGCGGUUCGAGCUGUUCGUGAUGCGCAAGGAGGUGUGCAACGCGUACACCGAGCUGAACGAUCCGGCGGUGCAGCGGGAGCGGUUCGAGCAGCAGGCCGCGGACAAGGCGGCCGGCGACGACGAGGCCCAGCUGGUGGACGAAAACUUCUGCACCGCGCUCGAGUACGGCCUGCCGCCGACCGGCGGCUGGGGCAUGGGCAUCGAUCGGCUCACCAUGUUCCUGACCGACUCGAACAACAUCAAGGAGGUGCUGCUCUUCCCGGCCAUGAAGCCGGACGACCCGAACCGCAAGCAUCCGGCGUCGGUUGGGGCCGGCGGCCCCGAGCCGGGCAGCAGUGAUGCUUAGAGAAAGCGAGAGUGUGUGUGAGAGAGAGAGACGGGCAUUUCAUCGCGACGGAGCGGCGACUGACCGCUUCCAUUGAUUGUGUGUAUAGCGUUUGCUAAUCUUGCAGAAGUAAAACUGUCUAUCUAUUAACUUA